Molecule: messenger RNA, 2477 nt
Organism: Hemibagrus wyckioides
Lineage: Eukaryota; Metazoa; Chordata; Actinopteri; Siluriformes; Bagridae
Gene: desi1a
Product: desumoylating isopeptidase 1a
Exons: 6
Coding region: 101-610 (169 amino acids)
Biological process (GO): protein modification by small protein removal
Molecular function (GO): peptidase activity
Source: RefSeq, a predicted model, not a curated record
UGGUGCGGAAAAUGACGCGGCUGGCGGCUGUAGAUUGCUAGUCAUUUUCAUCACCAGCAUAGCAACAAAAAAAAAGAGAAAGGAGGAAAAAAAAGGAAAAAUGGAUAAAAACAGUACAACGUUCCCCGUCCAGCUUUAUAUUUACGAUCUGUCAAAGGGAAUGGCGCGCCAGCUUAGCCCGAUAAUGCUCGGGAAGCAGCUUGAUGGAAUUUGGCACACGUCCAUUGUGGUGUAUGGAGAAGAGUUCUUCUUCGGUGGUGUUGGGAUCUCCAGCUGCCCUCCGGGUGGGACGAUGCUGGGACCACCCGAUACAGUGGUGGAGUUGGGCAACACGGAGGUGAAUGAGGAGAUCUUCAUGGACUACCUGUCAUCCCUUGGAGAAACCACAUACAGAGGAGAGAGAUAUAGGUUGUUUGAGCACAACUGUAACACCUUCACUAACGAAGUGGCUCAGUUUUUAACAGGCCGGAAGAUUCCUUCUUACAUCACGGACCUGCCAUCUGAAGUGCUCUCCACGCCGUUUGGGCAGGUCCUGAGGCCAAUUCUGGACUCCAUCCACAUUGCGCCCCCUGGUGGAAGUGUUAUCAACAGCCAGAAUAAUCACAGCUAGGUCUCUUUCACCAGCUCCACGUACACACUGGCAGCUUGUGUUUGUGUUUAAACAGUCAUGUUGGGUUUAGACUCGGGGAUCAGUCGUGUGCUGUCGUUUCUCAGCUCCUGCUGUACAGACACACGGCUCUGAUCCUCAGCUCUGAUCCUCACGCUGCAGUCCUGAAGCCACAGUCAGGGAUCUCAUUACUCCAUCCCGGUAUACACCGAGCUGCCGUUUCAUCAGGUCCAUCUCCGUAAGCUGUACUCUACAAAGUAUUGGCACCCCUCUAUCUCAGCCAUGAAUGGAGGUGGGGGAAAGACAACCACUGAGCAGACAUGAGCUGCUGCUUUUGGUAUCAUUCAGACAUCUCUGUCUCUGUGAGCAGUUUAACUAUGGGACGAAAACAUCUUGAAUCAUUAGUCAAAUUACUUGCAUUUGUUAGCUCCAAGAUGAAUUCAGACAAGUGAAUCGAACCACAUGCACAUCUGUCAGCUAUCAGCUGACUUCAUCCACUUGUAUUUGUUAUCUCUCAAAUCAAACGAUGCAUACCUCAUCAGGUGAAUCCCUCCAAUCUCUUCCAUUUGUUAGCUCCCAGACAUAUUAGAUGAUUCACCAUCGAAUCUCUCAUGAGAUGAAUCACUUAUAUUGAUCAAAUGGCUUACCUUUGUAUCUGAUUCCCCAUGUUUGUGAAAAGAAUUACGGGAUUGCCUCCAUCGUAAAGGACACAUGGGAUGCUACCUCCAAAAUUUUUGCAGCUGUUUCCUGCCUUCUGAUUGGAGCACAGUGAUGAUUCGGGUGGUGUUCAUUCUCAGCACAGCUAGGUAGAAGUGUGUGUGUGUGUGUGUGUGUGUGGCACAGGUAUGAGUGUUUUAAAAAUGAAUGCAAGAUCUGUCUGCUUAAUAAUAUGGAAGUGUGUGUGUGUGUGUGUGAAAAUGAAUCCCUGAUUGUGGCACGUACAAUUCAGUCAUGCUUUUUUAAAAUUCAUGCAAGCGAACAUUGUCCACACGACUCCGUCGUCUUAUUUCGAAUUCAGCUGGAUCGCCGUGGAAACGGCUUCGAACCAUUGACCCGAGCUCCAGUGUUGGCCAUCUUUAAACAUGUACCACGUAAUAAAUGUCUUAUAACAGAUAUAUUUAUCAGAUAAGUUACAGUUUUAACCCAUCCUAUAGUCAGUAAAUGGGUUUUAAAUUGUAUUUAUUAUAAUGAAUCUAUAAAUCUUUAGUAAAUGAAGACGCUAGUGUUUGUAGUGUGAUUUCUAAAAGCCUUUUCAGUGUUAGACAGUGUUAAAUCUCUGUUCAUUUAUUUGCACAUUAUUUGAACACCAGGCCUCUUUCCUGUGUUUUAGUCACUGCACUUUAACUUAGCGGUUGCCAUAUUGCAGGGUUUUUUUUAUUUUAUUUAUUUUUUUUCAGUGAAGUCUGAUCUGAGACAGUGUGAGGUGAGAUGAUGGACCAGCGUACGGUUGUUGUUGUUGUUGUUGUUGUUGAUGUUGAGUAUUCACCGAGUACAUUGCAGGGACCAUGACACAUAGAGACAAAACACAAUCUAGGAAAAUAAAGGUUAGCACGAUGGGCCGGACCGUACCAGAGAGUCACGGCGUGUCAGAACCCGGGUUUGUGUUCGUGUAGAGUUGGUUUUAAUAGAUGAACACCUUCGUCACUUUAUUAUUACGUUUUAAUUUGUCAGUGCAAUUGCUAUUUAUUCACUCUAAUAUAAUUAAAUGAAGUAUUAUUUUGCCAUAAAUAUUUAUUUGUUGUUAUGAUUUGAAUGUGUUACAUAUGUACUCUCGUAAUACUUGGAAUUUAAUAUCUAACGUAUAUAUAUGUAAAAAUAUCUUAUUACAUUAUACGAACAUAUUCAUCUGAAUAAAGAAAAGCAGCUGUGA